GGUAACAUCGAUUACCAUAGCACCCUGAGCAAUGCGGUGAAAUCACGUUUCGCCUGACACCUCCCGUGUCUGUCAUGUCAUCACUGGACUGUCACCGAAUGCCCGUACAAAAAUACUAGGCGGUACACGCUGCCAUGCACAAAAUCAAGACUUCCAGAUCUUGAAAUGCGGUGAUAGUCUACAGUCCAAUACCAAUUUUAACAAAAACAAAACCUACCUCUGGGCCUUACUUCGCACAAACCCUUCUCUUUGGCAUCACCACCGUACGGGCAUAGAAAACCGACUGAUCAACCAAAUAAACAUAAUAUUAGCUGCUGCUAGCUAUUCUCGACUUGAAAUCUUGGAGAAACCAAGAAAGUCUCUUCUGUAAUAUAGAAAUCGUUGUACAGUUUUAUUUUAAUAGUGAAUUUUUGACAAUGACAGAGAACGUUGAUGAACUGACUGCAAAGAUGGCGGAACUGACUGUGCUGUCGUUCCGCAAGGUUGAAGAUGUCAAGCGACUUGUUGUGCAUUUCAAUAAUGUGAUAAACCACCCUCUGACGCAAGAGAAACCAGUGUUGCAAAGUUAUCUGAAGAAUCUGAACGAGACGCACCGGAAGAUAUACUUCCAGAAGAGAGAGGGAGUUGAGGUGGAGUAUAUCUUCACAACGGAGAAGAAGAGUAACUUGCAGAGGCAAAGGUUCAACAGUCUUCCCGUGAGCGAGGUGCCGGAGUUACUUAAAGCCGAGUUGUUGAAUGUUGAGAACGCUAAACAGGUGCAUAUCUGCACGGAUUGUGACGUAGAAAUCGAGAUGAAUGAUGAGGAGCCUUUGAUGGAGUCUUUGCAGAAGCAUUUCAACUUGGAAGUCCAUUUGCCCAAGCCGAAAAUGAAGCGUGAGAGUGUAGACGUAGCUGAACCGAUAAUUCUUCCUAACAUGUCCAGAAGACUAUCCGCCAUGGAGUGCGGAGAGACCCCAGCGCAGAUGGCGCAAAUUCUCCAACUUGUUAAACCAAUGGAGAAGCUGGAUAGAACAUUCUCCGCUAAACUUGAGGCUUCUUUGAUUCGACAUUUGCCGGAUAAUUCGGAAGCGAGUAUCGACGCUGCCGUCAAGUUCUAUCAGGCGGCUUAUGACAAGUUAUGUCAAGAAGUAGCAAUGAUGGACUUCUCUGACAAGACGAGCUCUGUAGCUCCUAUCAUCAUGAGCAUUAAAGACAACGUCAAUCAGAACUUCGCUACGGAUGCUAACAAAAAUUUUGAGAAUGAGGAUAACGAUCAGGCGCCUGAAGCGAAGACGCAAGUGAAGAAUCAGGUUAAGAAGUACCGCUACUACGGCCCUAUUGAGAACUACAUUGUGGAGCUGCUCCUGAACCAUAAGCUUCUCUCUUUAGUUGACGACCGUACUGGGAAACUAGCUUUCUUCUGUAUGGCUUGUGAGUACUAUACCCUGCGGUUCCGAUAUGACAGUGUGCUCAGCCAUGUCUUCAGCGAAACGCAUAUCAAUAACUUGUCAUGCAUCUUGCAAGCGGAUAAACACAUCCCCUUUUCCAUGCGCGAUACAUCCAUGGAUAAAAUUAAGGAGAUGAACUAUAAAUUCUUGCACAGCCACAGCGUUUCUGAAGACGCGAACGGCUACAGCUGCGGUCUUUGUAAACACAACAUCGACUCUAUUGAAGCUUCCAUCAUGCAUAUUCUGGAUGAAAAUCAUUUGGCGAAGCUUUCUGACAAGUUGUAUCGUAAGAUGAAGGCUAAUAACCAGGACGGAGUCAAUCCUGACGAAUGGGGUCCUAAGAGUUUGGACUGGUCGAAGUUUUUGGCGACCGUUGGGAAGCCUUUGAACAAUCGCGAUCAUGUUGUUAUUGAGAACUUUAUCAAACCUUCAGGAAAGAUCGCCAACUACUGCUCGUGUUGCGAUAUGACGUUGAAAGGUCCGAGACAGGUGCUGUUCAACCACAUCCGCCAGAAGAAGCAUCUCCGAAACGCUGCUCCGCAUAAACUGGCCCUACUUUACAAGAACCACUGCCGCCCUUCGGAGUAUUACGCAAGUUUCGGAAACUACUACGUCUGCGCUGUCUGUCCGAUGUUCAUCGCGCUUCCAUCUUUCGCAGCGAUUGUCGAACACUUCGAAAGUACCAUCCACAUCGAGACUAUCGCCAAGAUGAUCCGUACAGCGCUCUACGAGCAAACAGCUGACUCUGACAUCUUGGCGUCUAACAAAAUAAUUACCAAGGACGGUUUUAAAUGCGACCUCUGCGAUGUGGCUCUUCAGGACUUGAACGAGGCAAUGACACACGUUUUAUCGAACAUCCAGCAUCAGAAUUUAGUUGUCGACGCUAAGACACAGGAGAAUAAAGGCGACAUAAUAAGCGUUUAUAUGCGUGGGAACUACAUUCUCCACAACGAAGGCGCAAGCUUCACCUGUACCGUUUGCAAAGGGGUGUUUAAUUCCAUUCGGUCGUUGCUGACUCACUUGAUUUAUGCUGAUCAUUUCGCUCAGAAGCCGUCUACUGAGAAUGUGUUCAGAUUCUAUUUGGAGUUGAAGCAUAACAUAAAUAUGUUGGGGAGGAAUAAGUAUGAUUACUAUGAGUUCGGGAAGUUGAAGUGUGGGGUUUGUGACGCGGAUUUGGAAGAGGGGGAGAAUGCAAAGAAACACGUGGUAUCACCGCGUCACAGAGAAAAUAUGGGGGCCAGUUAUGUUAAUUUGAAUGAUGUGUCUACUGUUGAAUAAGAUUGACUGCGUGUUGUCCGUGGUGCGGCGCGCGCGCACCUUGUUGAAUAAUUAUACAAAAGAACAAUCAUGCAAUACUGUGCUUGGUCAACCGUUUUACAAUGAAAUUUUAAUAAAUGAAAUAAUUUUUUAACUAUA
Molecule: messenger RNA, 2843 nt
Organism: Pectinophora gossypiella (pink bollworm)
Lineage: Eukaryota; Metazoa; Arthropoda; Insecta; Lepidoptera; Gelechiidae
Exons: 3
Coding region: 417-2705 (762 amino acids)
Source: RefSeq, a predicted model, not a curated record